Messenger RNA from Aedes albopictus (Asian tiger mosquito), 3439 nucleotides. It is a transcript of the gene Trim9, whose product is annotated as E3 ubiquitin-protein ligase TRIM9. The coding region runs from base 967 to 3087 and encodes 706 amino acids. Gene Ontology annotation, biological process: axon guidance. The record is from RefSeq and is a predicted model, not a curated record. Gene Ontology annotation, molecular function: zinc ion binding; protein binding. The transcript has 10 exons. NCBI's taxonomy places the organism in Eukaryota, Metazoa, Arthropoda, Insecta, Diptera, Culicidae. Gene Ontology annotation, cellular component: neuron projection.
CAGCAGACAGCCACUUUCGAAUCAGUUUCGUGAGAGCGUUGGUCGCGAGUGGUUCAGGUCGGUUCUGGUCCUACGGCUCUUGUCGGUUGCGUUUUUUUGCCUUAUGGUGGCGACGGGAGGGUGGUAAACUCCUGAAUUAGGAAAAAGGUCCUUUGAGGCUGUUCCUGUGCAGAAGAAAGUGGAUAGUUUGGGAUGUUUUUGUGCUUCACGUCCAUGUUCACGUCGGAGUGUGAGGUGAAUGAAUCCUUCUGGGCGGAGAAUUUUAUCAGUGGAUAGUAAGAGAUAGCUCUUCAACGGGCACAACAUCUUGGAUCUUGAAGAAGUGAGGGCAGGGCGGCUGAAAUCAGUGCAGUUAUGAAUGAAUGAAGAUCAGAUUAAUUGGAUGCAUUACAAAUCGAUUAUAAUUGAUGAAUGGGGAAUGGCAAGCGCAGUGAAUGGGGAUGCGGUAAUAAAUUGAUUAAGAAGCAGAAAUCAGUUUGAAUAGUGAUUAAUGUGGUUCGGUUAUUGAAAACCCACAGUGGAAGAGGCUUGAAGCGAUAAAUAAUAAAUAAAGGAGUGUUGAACCAAGCGGAGAGCAGCGACGGCGUGAAGAGCACAGUGUUCUUGUCGUCGGGAUUGGUUGGAAGGUGAACCGUGGAAGCUACGUGAAGAGGAAAUCGAUAAAAUUUUCAGCGCUGGGAAAAUUAAGCGAGAGAUGAAAAUGUUUCCUGACUCCCAGCCGUAUGAGGGUGUUUCCUGUUAUAUGGUGUAGAGAUUAAUUCCGGGGAGAAAAACCUGGCGUAUGCGACAAGGAAGGAAGGACGGAAGAAGGCCAACUUGUUUAAAGUGUGAGAUGAUUUGCAUAUAAAUUGGAUCCGAGGAUAAAGUGAAACGGAAAAAGUUGUUAAAUGGUUUAGUGACCGAAAAAUAGUUGAAUGUGUGAAUUUAUUAAAAUUUACGCGAGAGAUUGUUCAAAAGGAUUCUAGCAUGGAGGAGGAACUACGCUGCCCUGUUUGCAAGCAACUGUUCUCUAGUCCGGUGCUGCUGCCGUGCUAUCAUGCGCUUUGCUUAGCGUGUGCCCUGGACAUCCAGACAACAGCAAAUCAAGUCCACCACGCUCCGGCAGCUCAUUUGCAUCAACAGCACUCGUCGCAGUCGUCAGCUUCAUCAGUUAGCACUGGCAGCUCAAGUGCGACCGAGAGCGUUUCAUCAGAUCAGGAUCAGGCCGACAAAGUUAGCAUUUUGAGCGAGGCAGACUCCGGGGUUAUUUGCUGCACUUCUCGUCCAGGCUCGUACGCCGGCACUCCGAAUCUUCAAGGGCUUUUGUUCCCGCCGUCCGGCUCGGGAUCGGUAUUCUCUCUUGCUUGCCCCGUUUGCCGUAAGAUCGUAUUCUUUGACGAGCUUGGCGCCAGAAAUUUGCCACUGUAUCGGGCGAUGGAAUCCAUUGUGGAUCGCUUCUGCGAACGUGAAGCCUUGAGAUGUCAGAUGUGUGAAACCGAACCGCCGAAGGUAGCAUCCGUUGUUUGCGAGCAGUGUGAAAUACGCUAUUGCGAUGGAUGUCGUGAACUUUGUCAUCCGGCACGUGGACCACUGGCUAAGCACACACUUACCAAGCCACGUGGCGCCUCUCAGCUUCGAGAGUCGAUCUGCGGUGAACAUAACGAGCCGCUUGCAAUGUACUGCAUGGGCUGCAAGCUGCCCAUCUGCACCCAGUGUAUGGCCGACAACCGUCAUCAGUCCCACGACUUGCAAUCCAUCAUGGCGAUGUGCAAAGCUCAAAAGACUGAAUUAUCCCACAACCUGCAACAGCUGUCAGAGAAAGCGAGAUCGACGACAGAAUUUAUCCAAAGACUGAAAGGAAUGAGCGAUAAAGUAACGGAAUCCUGCAUCGAGUUUGAACGAGUGGUAACGGCACAGUGUGAAGCGCUAAUAGAGUCCAUAACCGCACGGAGGGAGGUCCUACUGGAAGCCAUCCGACAAGACAAAGAUACCAAAAUUAGAACACUUAAGGACCAACAAGCGAGUUGUACAGGGAAACUGCAACAAACCACCGGAUUAAUACAGUUCUGCAUCGAAGCGUUAAAAGAGACUGAUAGUGCGGCGUUUUUACAGGUUGGCUCGAUGCUGAUUAACAGGGUAGCGAACACUGACAUGACGUGGCAUCAGGAGGUGACGAAUGCCGCGCCCCGGGUGUCUCCCAUCAUCGAUCUCACGCUGGACGACACCUCGGUCAUCCGGGCGAUCGAUAAUCUCAACUUCAUUCAGAUGAAACCCGCUAAAGAAGGAGAAGAACGACUGCCAGCAGUUCCCUUGGCACCGAUCAUCAUCCCGGAGGACUGCUCCGCAGAAAACAACUCGGUAACUGUUGCGUGGCAGCCACCGAGCCACUCGUUUGUGCAGGGCUACGUUCUGGAGCUGGACGACGGAAGUGGUGGCGAAUUUAGGGAAGUGUACUGCGGAAAAGAGACAAUCUGCACCGUCGAUGGGCUGCACUUCAACUCGAUGUACAACGCCCGCGUCAAGGCCUUCAACAGCACCGGCGAGGGCGAAUACUCGGAACUCAUUGGCUUGCAGACGGCGGAAGUGGCGUGGUUCACCUUUGACUCGAGCCUCAGCGGCGGACCCGGCUCUGGACUGAACUUUAUCAACGACAACCGAACCGUUUCGGUCGACGGCUGGGAGCACCGGGUAGCCCUCGGUUCGGUCGGGUUCUCUCGCGGAGUGCACUACUGGGAGUUUACCAUCGACAAAUACACGGCCGACACCGAUCCCGCCUUCGGAAUCGCUCGGAUUGAUGUGGCCCGCGAUAAGAUGCUGGGCAAGGACGAUAAGGGUUUUGCCAUGUACAUCGAUCGUCAGCGGUCAUGGUUCCAGCACAAUUCCGUGCACGAGCGCCGGGUCGAGGGGGGAAUCUCCUCCGGCAGCACCAUCGGCGUGCUGUUGGAUCUCGAACGGCACACGUUGCACUUCAUCGUCAACGAGAUGCCCCAGGGGUCGGUCGCGUUCCGUGACCUGUACGGGGUCUUUUAUCCGGCCGUCAGCGUUAAUCGUGGCGUCACUCUGACACUUCACACCGGGCUCGAUGCACCGCACAUGGAUUACCACUAGGGUUAGUUGGGUUAUCUUAGAAGGGGUAGUGUUUGCGCUGAUGGUAAGGAAUGGAGUGAAAAAUGAUGGCACAGUGGUCCAGAAUGAUAGUUGGAAGACGUUACAAUAGAUAAUUAAUAUUUUUUGUGAUAUGUUGCUGCUUUCUGAAUAAUAUGUUUGAUGUAGAAUUUGAGCUAAUUGUAUCGGUGUCCUUUAGGCAGUCGUUAGAAAUCAAAACUGGUUUAAAACUGUCCCCACGUUUCGUUUCUACUUCGAGUCUUCUUCAAGGGGGAAUUACUGUGGCAUCUUUUUUAGAUGUCUAAAAAAAAUGUAAAAUCAUUGCAUUGAAAUCCAGACUACAUAUUAUAAUUUA